Messenger RNA from Betta splendens (Siamese fighting fish), 5775 nucleotides. RefSeq names its product RAB40c, member RAS oncogene family (gene rab40c). NCBI's taxonomy places the organism in Eukaryota, Metazoa, Chordata, Actinopteri, Anabantiformes, Osphronemidae. Bases 1148 to 1987 code for a protein of 279 amino acids. The record is from RefSeq and is a predicted model, not a curated record. Gene Ontology annotation, biological process: protein localization to plasma membrane; intracellular signal transduction. The transcript has 6 exons. Gene Ontology annotation, cellular component: plasma membrane; endosome; synaptic vesicle. Gene Ontology annotation, molecular function: GTP binding; GTPase activity.
ACAGAGAGGAGCGACAGCAGCAGCCGAUCUGUCAGCUGCAUAUUUGAGGUGUUGCGCGCUAGAGAGCAGCUGCAGCAGUGAUUAUGUCCGAAUAUAAUGGAGAAAAAUGGGGAAUUGCCGAUUUGAGAUUACGUUCUACACCUACACAGACGUGGACUGGACGUAAAUUUGCCACAGCCUUUUAAUCCCACUUCAGAGUUCGGAAUUUUCUGGAUACAACGCACUGAACUUGCAGGAAUCCUUGUCAUCCCGGACUGAAGAAAGACAAGGGGGCCUGAAAUUACACGGACCGCGGUGGAAGUUGGGCUACGGGCAGCGCUAGCUAUGUUAGCAUUUAUUCACUGAGUGUUAUUUAAUUGGCAGGGACGUUAUUUCGCAACGUACCACUGCGCUGGAUAUGACAGCGUGUCGCGUGGUACAACAUUACCAGUGACGCCAUCUUUAUAUAGCUUUUGUUUUAGCGCAACGCCUGUGUGGAUACGUUAUUGUUAGCAGCGGUGAUAAUAGCCGAGCUAGCUAGCGAGCAGUAGCAGCACUAGCUUGUUGUUUGACUGCGAAGCUUUUUCAUAAAGUGUAAUAAAUUGACCAAGUCUCUUCGAGUCUGGACCUUUGUUUGCACUAGAAAACAUAUCUGCAGGGAUCUGGGAACUGACUCUGAGCCUUUUUAAGCUAGUGUUAUUGACGGUAACCACGUUUUCCUUGUCUGCAUAGACUUUUGUCAACAAGACAUCUAGUCAUCCCGUCUUAACACUGCUUAAGUACCAUAUUGAUUAUCAGUUUUUUAAUUUUUCUUACGUUAUAUAUUUCUUAGCUGUAAGUCAUUACAUAGAAACGAAUUUCCAUUUGUUUACAUUUGUUAAAAGACUUUAUCCCAGUAAACUCCACCUGUCAAGACAUUUUCUUUCUUAACUUCAGCAACAAGUAUGUUUUGCUUCCCAGCAUCUACUUUUGGCACCCACUUUGUUUUACUAGGGGAAUUCUGUAAGACUUUGUUGUUGUCCUCUUUUUUGGUCUGAAAAGAUUUUUUUAUAAAGAAAGGACUUUUUAUGCUGUCGGAUAUCAACUGAAAAGGAUAAGACGGUCGGUUAUCCAUCCUUGUGGCAACAGGGAAGUUUUCAGUCCCUCGCUUUUUCAGAUGUAAGACAUCAUGGGCAGCCAGGGCAGCCCAGUGAAAAGCUAUGACUACCUGCUGAAGUUCCUUCUGGUCGGUGACAGUGACGUUGGUAAAGGAGAGAUCCUGGACAGCCUGCAGGAUGGCUCAGCUGAGUCUCCAUAUGCCUACAGCAGCGGCAUUGACUAUAAAACCACCACCAUUCUUCUAGACGGGAGGAGAGUGAAGCUGGAGCUUUGGGACACCUCAGGACAGGGGAGGUUCUGCACUAUCUUUCGUUCUUACUCCCGAGGGGCUCAGGGCAUCCUACUGGUGUAUGACAUCACCAACCGGUGGUCGUUUGAUGGCAUUGACAGGUGGAUCAGAGAAAUUGAUGAGCAUGCACCGGGUGUACCUCGGAUCCUCGUAGGUAAUCGGCUACAUUUGGCCUUCAAACGUCAGGUUCCCACUGAGCAAGCGAGGGCGUACGCUGAGAAGAACGGUAUGACUUUUUUUGAGGUGAGCCCACUCUGCAACUUCAACGUCAUUGAGUCCUUCACGGAGCUGUCGCGCAUCGUCUUAAUGAGGCACGGCAUGGAAAAGUUCUGGAGACCCAACAGAGUCUUCAGCCUCCAGGACCUCUGCUGCAGAGCCAUUGUGUCAUGCACGCCAGUCCACCUCAUCGACAAGCUGCCUUUGCCUGUCGCCAUCAAGUCCCACCUCAAAUCUUUCUCCAUGGCCAAUGGCAUGAACGCUGUCAUGAUGCACGGACGCUCCUACUCGCUGGCUAACCCAGCCGGCAGCUCUAAAGGCAACAGCCUGAAGCGCUCCAAGUCCAUCCGUCCACCACAGAGCCCCCCGCAGAACUGCACCCGCAACAACUGUAAAAUCUCCUAAUUGACACCGUUGGUGGAGGUGAUGGCAGGGGACCAGGAGAUGAAUGUAAAGGAUGUCGUUCAUUGGAGGAUAAUUUGCUUAUCCCUAAACCUGAAAAGCUAAAAAGCUGUAAUGAUGGAUAAAGGGAGAAAAAGGGUGUCACCUCCCAUCUUCACACGAGAAUCAGUGUGAAGUACUUUCCAGUUGGGGAGGUGGGGGGUUAAAUGGUGCCUCAGGAUAUCAGAACAACUGCAAAUCUUUUGCCCUGUACAGACCUGAUUAUCACUACAUCCAACACCUAAAGGAGAAAAAGGACUCUAGAUUACUCCCACCUGCUGGAGUGCUUACUACAUGUACAGAAAUCCCUCACCAACUUAUAUUUAGCCACUCUACAUGAUGCAAGCCACCUGUUGUGUCUGUGCAUCCCAGAUAUCACCUCAGUUCUUUGCCUUUAUGUUGCACAUUUCAUUCUUUGUUUCCUCUGUCAGGGUACAAUUUCACUUUAUCUUUCCACAUCUUCAUUUAUUUGGGAUCUUAUUAACCAAUAAGCUAUAUAUGAAAACACUAGUAAGCAGCCAGCUGUCUGUCCUUCUUGAUCAUUGCUUGUCGCCCGGCUGGCUCCAACAGUUGUUUUGCUUGUGUGAAUUCUUGGUGGUUAGAUGAGCGAAGGUUCCCACGUAGUGUUGAAAGUGAAAUGUGUCCUUUUUAAAAACUAGAUGAUGCAAGCUUAGUGUAUCUUGAAUUGAGUUAUUUAGUCACUUAACAUGCCAGAGGUUUUUCAACUAUUAACAAAACUAACCUUUAAUUAAGCCUCCAGAAACACCCAACAAAAUGCUACUUGAAGAAUCUUGUGUGCAGGGAGGUGUAGAUGACUUUUACUAUCACUAUUUACUGUUGGGUUUUUUUUCUUCUUUUAACUCAGUUUUUAGAUUCACUUUUAUAUAAUAUCAGACUUUACACCUCACCUUUCACAUUCUGCAGAAGCAUACCUCAACAUUUCUUAAGUCGCUCUGCUCCUCUAGUGAUACCAUGUUGGUCUGUGUGGUGUUCAAUUAUUUCAACAGGCAACAAGUUGAUUAACAAAGUGUCAGUCAACAAAAACAAUUUGAAUCAAUUUAUUGUUUAAUUAAAGUAUUAUUUAUAUAAUAAUUUUUUAAGAACAGAACAUUCUAUUUACUAUGGAAACUUUAUUGACAAUUAUAAACUAAGUUUAUCCUAAAAAUAUCACAUGAAAAACAAGCAAAUACACUGAAACUUGAUUGAUCACAUUCAUAUUAUACUUUAUUUUGCCACAUUCCAUAUUAAAUUGGUUAAUAUUGGAGCCAGAUUUUUAGGUGGAAUAUUGCCAUUUUUAUCUUUUUAUAGUCAAAAUAACCAAACAAAAUAUGACACCCGUUAGGUGUCCCUGUUUUCUGUGCUGAGGAGUACCCCAACACAACCUCCAUCCCUAGAAGCACUAAUGUGUUUUCCAUUCAGUUAUUUCAGUGUUGACAUGGGGGAGCAUGAACCCCUGAGGGAAAGGAAGCAGAGAAAUGUGAAGCUGUCUGAAAAGUGCCGCUUCAGGUGUCCUCGGAUGAUGAGUGUGAAAACCAGUCUGAUGAACUGGAGUCGCUCAUAUUUUGUACAAACAAUCAUAUCCAAGUGAACUGUAAUAGUUGAUAGUUGACACAGUGCUGGGCGUGUGUCACUAUUUACCAUCAUGAGCUAUACAUCAACAUCCCUUGCUUUUCUGUGAGACCAGUUAUGCCUAUCCCACAGUAUUAACUAAAAAGAUGUCACUGGUUCCCUGCUUUCAUCUUGAGUCAGGACAUUGAAUAUACAUCAACCAUCUGCAGCUUAAUUAGUAUUUAAUUGAUCGUUGCUUGGAGCUUUACUGCUUUUACUGCCACUGACACAGAUUUUAACUCUUAUUGCUGUUGUGUUUACAUAGGUCACCCAAAACUGACGUUUGUCUUAGAUUGCUGUCAGAGACGAGUCAUUUGUUGUUGGCGUAUUGUAAAUAUUACAGGAACAUGGGGGGGAAAGACACUGCGUUUAGAGUAAAGGGUUAAAUGAAGCAGUGCUCCAACUGCUUGGCCGUUUCCUACUCAUGUUUUCACAGUUUGCAGCCUCUUGUAUCCAGACAGCAGUUAGCUGUAAAUGGUGUUCCCCACAUGGAAAACAGCUGUUGUAUUUCCUCCUGUCAUGGCUCACGAGAAAGGAUGAUCCGACUGAAGUUGAAUCCGUGUUGUCCUGACACGAGUUUGAGCAUGUGAACUCAUCCAAGCCGCUGCUUUUCAACCAUCAAGCUGCUCUUACCAGAUCUCCCACAGGAAUAAAUGCAGCAUGUCCUCCCCUCACUCCCUCUGAUCUGCACCACCGCCUCCGCAUGCUGUCCCAUGAUUCAUAGCUGCUGAAUAAUAGAUGCUCUCUUCACAUAUCUCUGGAGGGCUCCAUCAGUACGCCUGGCUCCAUCUCUCCUUGCUGCUCUUUUAUCUUCCACGUAGGAAGCGUUGCUAGCUAGUAGUCCUCCUCAGCAUCAGCCUCGUUUCUGUUUUGUCUCAUUUUCCAACUUGAUAAUGUAACUUGUAAUUUGAAUAGCAGCUGUUUUUUUUCUGAUUGCUUCUGUUUAUUGGGAAUACCUUCAUAAAUCCAGUUCAGUCCUUUCAGACCAGUGUUGAUGUUUGUCUAGGGUCGUUAGUGUUGGUGGACUCUACAUCUGUCUCUCUGUGCCUUAGCUCUGUUGUGUUUGACUUCAGUUAAAGAUGUCUUGACUCAAGCAGUAAAUCCUCCUUACUUUAGGGGGGAUUACCACUGAUCCAGAGUCAGGUUACUUCAGCAUUACUUUGCUAUUUGCCCUUUUUUAACUGCAUGGCCACACAGAAAUUGUAUCAAACCAAGAAAAUCAUGGUGAGAUAUUCUUCAAAUUUGUUAUUUAAACAGUGACUGCCUGAAAAGUGAAGCAUCGUGCAGGAUGGGAUGGCACCACAUGCUUUCAAAAAUGGUCAGAUUGGUCCUGUAAAGACGCUAAUUAUCCAUGAUUGUACCAUUGUUUUGGGAUGGACAUAUCAAGAGCUAACACACACACACAUCGAAGCGUUUUUUGUGUUUGUUUGUUUUCCAAUUUCCACCAUAGUUUUAAGGAAAAAGCAAUUCUGUUAAAUUGGUCAAAAAGGAAUUCAACUCAUGCUUGUUGCCAAGAUUUUAAAGGGUUCCCGCUCAGGGGUGAUCAGGAAAUGCACAGGCUUUCAUUUUUAUUGUUGCUGACUCACAAAGCAUAUUAAUCCUUGCUGGGUGUAAUAAUAUUGUUUUGUGUAUUAUGGCACACAAUAUUUAGCCACUUUGUGGUAUGUGAUAACAAAUGUUCCUCGUGUUGUUGUUCUACCUAUAUUUUUACCAUGACCUUCCUCAGUGUUUAUUUACACUUAGCUAAAGUGUGUAUUUCCUUAACUGACUUUCCAUUUUAGAUUUCCAUGGACUUUCCUAAAAAGACUGGAGUCGUGUGCAGGGUGGGACAUUGGCUUCAGGACCGUUCAGGGAUGUCCCAUGAAAUCUCCUGUUCUGGAAGUUUUUGUGUAAAGGAGCAGACUGUUAAUGCUGACAACUUUGACAAAAAUGCACCUAUGGAACACUAUUCCUUUUUGGCUAAAGCUGCUGAGCAAUCUGAAGCGAGUGUGCAUGCGAGUGUGAGAGUGAGAGAGAAUGUUCUUCCAGCACCAAGCUGAACAUUUUGUCCUUUUUUAAAUUAUUGAUUGUACAGUUUUAAGGCGAGUGUAUGAAGAGAACAAGUUUUUCACAAUAAAAUUAUUGAAUGUUCAAGGUGAAAAGUC